AUUUGUGUCACCGUGUUAUGAUGCCUUCUCGUACCAACGUGGCUGCAGGGAUCCCCAGUAGUAAAGUGAAGUACUCGAGGCUUGCCAGCACAGAUGAUGGCUACAUCGACCUUCAGUUUAAGAAAAGUCCUCCAAAGAUUCCAUAUAAGGCUAUCGCCCUGGCCACAGUGCUGUUUUUGAUUGGCGCCUUUCUCAUCGUCAUCGGCUCCCUCUUGCUUGCCGGCUACAUCAGCAAAGGGGGGGCAGACCGGGCCAUCCCCGUCCUUAUCAUUGGCAUCCUGGUGUUCCUGCCUGGCUUUUACCACCUGCGCAUUGCCUACUAUGCAUCCAAAGGCUACCGGGGUUACUCCUAUGAUGACAUUCCAGACUUCGAUGACUAGCAUCCACCUCAGCGGCUGCAGAGAAGAGCCACAGAAGGAAGGCACUGAAGACUCAGAAGAAGACACUUAGCAGAAACUAUGACUCAUGGCUAAGGAACUGUGCAGUUUGUAGGUGUUUA
Suncus etruscus (white-toothed pygmy shrew) is the source of this 499-nucleotide messenger RNA. It is a transcript of the gene TMEM230, whose product is annotated as transmembrane protein 230. Lineage: Eukaryota; Metazoa; Chordata; Mammalia; Eulipotyphla; Soricidae. The record is from RefSeq and is a predicted model, not a curated record. Gene Ontology annotation, biological process: synaptic vesicle transport. Gene Ontology annotation, cellular component: endomembrane system; synaptic vesicle. Bases 18 to 380 code for a protein of 120 amino acids. The transcript is spliced from 4 exons.